AUGUCCCACCAGAAACGGUCAAUUCUCUCCUCACAAAACGCGCUUAUCCAUAGACUACUUGGUCAUAUCAAUGUUCAGUCGCUUUACAAAUCCAUUAAGAAUAAAACAUUCCAACACCUCGAACUUUCCGACAUCGACUGGGGCAACCUAGCUCAGUUCCAAUGUGUGGACUCUCUACAAGGCAAAAGUCGUCAACACUCACAUAUCGUUGGUUCCAGAGUCAAACAUCAAGAAAAAUAUUCAAACUUCGAAUAUAUCCACUCCGAUUUACUGGGACAGAUCUCUUCUCCGAGCACGAACACUAAGGCGUGGUUCAUCUCAUUUACUGAUGAAGCCAUCAGAUACCGCUGGGUCUACAAAAUAACCGACAAGCGUGACACUACCAUCCUACAUAUCCUAAAAUCAUUGAUUGACUACAUCCGCAAUCAAUUCAAAGGAAAUGUACUGGCUUUCCAAUUCGACCGGGGCAGUGAGUUUACGAACAACAUUGUCCGCACCUAUCUCGCUGAAAAGGGUAUAUCCACAUUCUACACCUCCGUAGGUGACCACCAAGCUAACGGGGUAGCCGAACGUCUCAAUCUAACGUUAAUGAACGACUGCCGCACUCUGCUGAAAACUACCAAUCUACUUUACCACUUAUGGUUCUACGCUGUCCAAUUUGCCACUCUGCUCAAAAACUCAGUCUACAACGACACUUUACAAUCUUCUGCUCGUGCCAAAGCUGGUCUACCCGGAAGGGACAUCAAAAAUAUCCUUCCAUUCGGACAACCUGUCAUAGCGCACUUCACGAAGCUUAAAACAGAGCUAAAAUAUCGUGGUGAACAAGGAUUCGCCCUUGUCCCUUCUUCCAACUCAUAUGGCUAUCAGAUUUACAUACCUGACUGA
Molecule: messenger RNA, 885 nt
Organism: Huiozyma naganishii CBS 8797
Lineage: Eukaryota; Fungi; Ascomycota; Saccharomycetes; Saccharomycetales; Saccharomycetaceae
Product: integrase catalytic domain-containing protein
Exons: 1
Coding region: 1-885 (294 amino acids)
Biological process (GO): DNA integration
Molecular function (GO): nucleic acid binding
Source: RefSeq, a predicted model, not a curated record